GUUGAAGAAUCGUCUCGGUGUUCAUGUACAAUUGCUUGGAGAUCCCCUUCACAGUGUUUGUAGAGGAUUAAAUCGCCGAAUGCUAGCUCGAUCAGUCUACAGAAUGUCGAUUCGCAGAUCCAACAGGAUUGCAUCAGCAACAUUACCAGGAAGUCAGAUAAAUGAUAUUCAUACCCCCACUCUGCCACUCAAGAAGCGCGCGGCCAGCUCUGAAGCAGCGAAGAGCAAGCCCAAAAGGCCAAAGUCAAAGUCAAAGUCAACCGAGCUUGAUGACGGGUAUCAGUCUAAUGGGGAGGUGCAAGAGAAGGAAUUCAAGAUUCCGGAAGUGCCCGUGACUCCUCGCAAAAGGAGCAGCAAGGCCGCAAGCAAAGUACCCCCCUUGACACCUACACCGAGUCUGAUCAAUGUCAUCCGAGCACCAUAUAGCUCUGGCGACAUUGAUGAUGCGACACCGCCUCCCGACCGUCCCGUCGAGCCGCACGUGACAAAUGCUACUCUUGUCACCCCUGGGGGAACACAGCUAGUAGCAUUUUCAGAUUGGCCAGAUUCCUCGCCGUCCAAGACUGGACUACCUCGCCCGACUGCCACUACCAACAGCCUCCUAGACCAGGCUUGUCAACAUCUGAUCAGCGUGGAUCCUAGAAUGCGACCAGUGAUUGAGAAGCACACCUGUCAUAUCUUUACCGCCAAAGGUCUAGCUGAGCAGAUCGAUCCUUUCAGGUCCUUGAGCAGUGGCAUCAUGGGUCAGCAAGUGUCUGGAGCGGCGGCAAAGUCUAUCAAGAACAAGUUCAUCAUGCUUUUCAACGAAGGAAUGGAUCCUGAAAAGGCAAACUUCCCCACGCCGGCCCAGGUUGCAGCUACGGAUAUCCCUCGACUUAGAUUAGCAGGGCUGUCACAGAGAAAAGCGGAAUACAUUCAAGGUCUUGCAGAAAAGUUUAAUAGCGGAGAGUUGAGUGCAUCAAUGCUCAUGAAAGCGUCUGACGAGGAGGUCAUGGAGAAACUCAUCGCUGUUCGUGGGCUUGGUAAGUGGAGCGUGGAAAUGUUUGCAUGCUUUGGGCUGAAGCGAAUGGAUAUCCUAUCCACGGGAGAUCUGGGCGUGCAGCGAGGCAUGGCCGCCUUCUUCGGGAAAGAUGUCAAGAAACUCAAAGCCAAAGGAGGUGGCAAGUGGAAGUACAUGUCGGAACAGGAGAUGUUGGAAAAGUCGGAACCGUUUGCGCCAUAUCGAAGCUUGUUCAUGUGGUAUAUGUGGCGCAUAGAAGACGUCGAUGUUAGUGUCAUGAGCACAACGUGACGGGUGGAAAUGUGUGAUCCAUAGUCUUGUCUUCAAUAUAUGUACAAUACUACCCAUU
Molecule: messenger RNA, 1349 nt
Organism: Exophiala mesophila
Lineage: Eukaryota; Fungi; Ascomycota; Eurotiomycetes; Chaetothyriales; Herpotrichiellaceae
Exons: 1
Coding region: 80-1291 (403 amino acids)
Biological process (GO): base-excision repair; base-excision repair, AP site formation; DNA alkylation repair
Cellular component (GO): protein-DNA complex; nucleus
Molecular function (GO): DNA-7-methylguanine glycosylase activity; alkylated DNA binding; DNA-3-methyladenine glycosylase activity
Source: RefSeq, a predicted model, not a curated record